This is a messenger RNA of Clonostachys byssicola, 1527 nucleotides long. The record is from the annotation of a GenBank genome assembly. Lineage: Eukaryota; Fungi; Ascomycota; Sordariomycetes; Hypocreales; Bionectriaceae.
AUGGUUUGCAUCAAGCAAGUUUCUAUCCCUGCUGUUAUCCUUCUCAGCCUUGCUGAGCAAGCCGUCGCUGCACCUAUCGCUCCCCGGGGCGAUAUUGCUGCCCGCGAUGCCGCCCUGACUGCCGAUGCCAUUGAAUUGGCCAUCCGUGAACUUGAGCUUGAUGAGCGGGGCCUGGGCAAGUUUGUCAAGGGUGUUGCCGGAAAGGUUAUCGGCGCCGUGAAGAAGAACCCCGGCAAGACAUUUGAUCGCACUCUUUCAUCAGCCAACACUGCCAUGACUGUGGCCAACACCCACAAGACGGUAUCCGGAAAGCGUGAUAUCGAGGAACUCGAUGAGCGUGACCUUGAGGAAGAAGUCCUGAUUGCCCUCCGUGAUCUUGACCUCGAUGAACGAGGCUUGGGCAAGUUUGUCAAGGGUGUUGCCGGAAAGGUUAUCGGCGCCGUGAAGAAGAACCCUGGCAAGACCUUCGACCGCACUCUCUCCUCAGCCAACACUGCCAUGACUGUUGCCAACACCCACAAGACCGUGUCAGGAAAGCGUGAUCUCGAUGAGCUCGAACUAGCCGUCCGAGAUCUUGAGGAUCUUGAUGAGCGUGAUCUUGAUGAAAUUGAGCUUGCCCUCCGUGAUCUGGAAGACCGCAGUUUGAAAUCUAUUCUUACACCUGCAGUCAAGCUCACAAAGGCUGUCAAGAAUGUAGCUUCGAAAGCGGUAGGUGCUAUCAAGAAGAACCCUGGCAAGACAUUUGAUCGCACUCUAUCUUCAGCCAAUACUGCGAUGACUGUUGCCAAUACCCACAAAACUCAACAAGGAAAGCGCGACCUUGAGGAGCGUGAUCUCGAUGAGCUUGAGAUUGCCCUCCGAGAUCUUGAGGAUCUUGAUGAGCGUGAUAUCGAGGAGCUCGACCUUUCCCUACGAGACCUCGAAGACCGCAGUUUGAAAUCUAUUCUUACACCUGCAGUCAAGCUCACAAAGGCUGUCAAGAAUGUAGCUUCGAAAGCAAUAGGUGCUAUCAAGAAGAACCCUGGCAAGACCUUCGACCGCACCCUCUCCUCAGCCAAUACUGCGAUGACCGUGGCCAAUACCCACAAAACUCAACAAGGAAAGCGCGAUUUUGAGGACAUUGAGGAGCGGGAUUGGGAGGACAUGGAGGAGCGCGACUGGGAAGACAUGGAGGAGCGUGAUGUCGAGGAGCUCGAUGAGCGUGACUGGGAAGACGUCGAAGAACGUGACAUCGAUGAUCUCGAGGCCCGAGCCAUUGGCCAGAACCUCUUAAAGCUUGCUAAAGGCGCCGGUAAAGCCGUUGGUCAUGUCUUCAGCUCCGUUUCCAAACAACAAGGCCAGGCCUACAACCGUGCUAACGCGGCUGCCAACUCGGCGAUGAAAGUCGCUCAGACGAAGAAGAAGCAAGAGAAGCGCGACUUCGAGGAACGUGACUUCGAAUACCUUAACAGCCUGAGCCAGCGAGACUUGGAAGACCUCGAACUCGUCGUCCGAGCCUUGUACGGCGACUACCUUGAGGACUACUAG